Molecule: messenger RNA, 1552 nt
Organism: Cornus florida
Lineage: Eukaryota; Viridiplantae; Streptophyta; Magnoliopsida; Cornales; Cornaceae
Product: putative MO25-like protein At5g47540
Exons: 12
Coding region: 263-1330 (355 amino acids)
Biological process (GO): intracellular signal transduction
Molecular function (GO): protein serine/threonine kinase activator activity
Source: RefSeq, a predicted model, not a curated record
CAAAGCCCGUUUCAUCGUGUACGGAGAAAACUGUGUGUACGGAUUCCAUUCUCUCUCUCUAAAACCCUGAAUAAUGGGUCAUCACCACCACCAUCACCAUCAUCCCCCUCCUCCACACAACAAUGAAACCUUAAAGAUCAUUUGAAGAAGACCCAAAUUGAAACAUAUAUAUAUACAUAUAUUUAGAUAUAUAUAUAUAUCGAUAUUUAAUUUUUAGCUGCCACCAACGGCGCCUUCUGUAUUUCUAUGCUUUGCUUUACCGAUGAAGGGGCUUUGCAAGUCGAAGCCCCGGACACCGGCGGAGCUCGUGCACCGCGUUCGCGACCUCCUCCAAUACGCCCACACCAACCCAGAUUCCCGCCAAAAAAAGCGCCAAGAAAAGAUAUCUGAACUAAGUAAACUCAUUUUGGAGAUGAGGACAAUUCUCUACGGUGAUGGCCAGUUGGAACCAAGUUCAGAAGCUUGUGCACAACUGACACAGGAGUUCUUUAAAAAUGAUAUGUUGCGUCUUCUAAUUACUUGUCUUCCUAAAUUGGAUUUGGGGGCCCGUCAAGAUGCCACUCGUGUAGCUGCAAAUUUGCAAAGACAACGGGUUAAUUCACAGUUGAUUGCUUCUGCUUACUUGGAACAGAAUAUAGAUCUCAUGGAUAUUUUAGUGCUAGGAUAUGAAGACCCUGACAUCGCUAUACACUAUGGUGCAAUUUUGAGAGAUUGCAUUCGUCAUCAAGCUGUUGCAAGGUAUAUCUUGGAGUCAGAGAACCUGAAGAAGUUCUUCGAUUAUAUACAAUUUCCCAACUUCAACAUAGCAUCAGAUGCUGUAGCAACUUUUAAAGAGCUCCUAACUAGGCAUAAAUCUACUGUUGCUGAAUUUCUUUCUAGAAAUUAUGACUGGUUUUUCCCGGAGUACAAAUCAAAGUUGUUAGAAUCUCCUAAUUACAUCACCAGAAGGCAUGCCAUCAAGCUGUUAGGACAUUUGUUACUAGAUCGUUCAAAUGCUUCAGUGAUGAUCCGGUAUGUAAACUCGAUGGAGAACAUGAAGAUCAUGAUGAAUCUGCUCAGGGAUUCAAACAAGACAAUCCAGUUAGAAGCGUUUCAUGUGUUCAAGCUAUUUGCAGCUAAUCAGAAUAAGCCUCCUGAGAUAGUCAGCAUACUUGCUACAAAUAGAAACAAGCUCCUUCGCUUCUUUGGUGACUUCAAGUUUGAUAAAGUGGAUGAACACUUUGAGGAAGACAAAGCUCAAAUUGUCGAAGAAAUUGCUACCCUUGAAACUAGAGAUAGUUCAGUGCAGCGCAGGGCUCUAGACAAAUUUGAGAUUUCCUGUGAACAGUAAAUAUGCGACAAUAAAUGCAUCUUUUCAGUUAGUUGAUCAUACCAUAUGUCAGAAGCACGUUUCCUCCUCUCGAAUAAUUGAGCCUUAGCGACGAAAAUCUUCGACUUCAUUUUUCAUUUUUCCUUUUUUUUUUGUACUUUCAUCUCUUGACCCUUGUCUUGAUAUUUGUACUCAUAAUUUUGCUAACAUUAAAUUUUGUAUAUUCAGUUUUAAUGCUACUCA